Messenger RNA from Pelodiscus sinensis (Chinese soft-shelled turtle), 3314 nucleotides. Lineage: Eukaryota; Metazoa; Chordata; Testudines; Trionychidae. The record is from RefSeq and is a predicted model, not a curated record.
UUCUCCUUCUUCGAUCCUAAUGAUGCAGCAUGUCAAGAAAUUCUUUUCAACCCUAAAACUUCAGUUUCUGAAUUGUUUGCCAUUUUACGACAGUGGGUUCCUCAAGUCCAGCAGAACAUUGAUAUCAUUGGAAAUGAGCUACAGACCAAUAUAACUAUGAUGCAGGCACCUUUCACAGUAGAGGCAGCAUUCAGCUAUCUUUCUGAAAGAGAGGAAGAUGAAUAGAUAACUAUCCAAGAAAAUUGUAAGAAGGCAGCAAGGGUGAGUUGAAGAAACAAAUGGAGAAGUUUACGGUAAUUUUAAAUUUCUGACAAAUUAAAUUAAAAUUGUCAGAAUUUAAUGGUGGGACUCGUGAAAACAUUUAAGACAUUUAGAAACUGAAGUAUUUUUCCUUAUUUGAUCAGGUCACAUAAGCAGGGCUUGACAAAUCAGUGAAUCUCGCCCGUGAUCAUUAAGAGAGGCUGCAGUGUGAAUGAUAGAGAUGGACUCACUGAUAUGACUCUCUUACAUUACACUUGCAAGUCAGGGGCUCAUGGUAUUGGUGAUGUUCAGACUGCUGCCAAAUUCGCCUCUCAUCUUAUUGAUCUGGGUGCAGAUAUCAGUUUGCGUAGUCGCUGGACAAAUAUGAAUGCUUUGCAUUAUGCUGCCUACUUUGAUGUUCCAGAACUUAUUAGAGUUAUUUUGAAAAAUGCAAAGCCAAAAGAUGUUGAUGCCACCUGCAGUGACUUUGAUUUUGGAACAGCUUUGCAUAUUGCUGCAUUUAACUUGUGUACUGCAGCUGUGAAGUGCUUACUGGAACAUGGAGCGAAUCCUGCUUUUAGGAAUGACAAAGGACAGAUUCCAGCAGAUGUGGUUCCUGACCCAGUAGAUAUGCCAUUGGAAAUGGCAGAUGCUGCAGCAAGUGCAAAAGAAAUCAAGCAGAUGCUGUUGGAUGCAGUGCCUCUGUCAUGUGACAUCUCAAAGGCAAUGCUUCCCAGCUAUGAUCACGUCACUGGCAAGGCCAUGCUUAUGUCUCUUGGCUUGAAAUUAGGAGAUCGUGUUGUUAUUGCAGGACAAAAAGUUGGUACAUUAAGAUUUUGUGGCACAACAGAAUUUGCCAGCGGGCAGUGGGCUGGUGUAGAGCUGGAUGAUCCAGAAGGAAAGAAUGACGGAAGUGUUGGAAAUGUCCAGUACUUCAAGUGUGCACCAAAAUGUGGUAUCUUUGCACCUCUUUCUAAAAUAAGUAAGGCUUCAGAUCACAAGAAGAAUUUUGUCAGAAGUCCUUCCACACGAUCUUCUACUUUGGUCAAGUCCAAGAAAAUUGACGUAACACACAUAACUUCAAAAGUGAAUACUGGCUUAGCUACAUUUAAAAAAGAUACCAGUUCCGAAUCCACCUUUUUGGCUACUGAAGAAGGAGUGAAAACUAUGCCUGGUAAAGAAGGACUGAACAAUGCUUCUCCAUCUACAAAAAGAAACCCUUUUGAUGAAGGAGAAAUUCAGCUUGGAGACAAAGUACUAGUAGUAGGGCAGAGAACUGGCACGGUUAGAUUCUAUGGGACAACAAAGUUUGCACCAGGCUUUUGGUGCGGCAUUGAACUGAACAAACCUCAUGGCAAGAAUGAUGGUUCGGUUGGAGGGGUCCAGUAUUUCAGUUGUCUCCCCAAAUAUGGCAUAUUUGCCCCACCAACCAGAGUGCAGAAGUUAACAGGUUCCUUGGAUUCCCUGACAGAAAUUUCAUCAGGUAAAAUGAAUCAAUCUUUCCCAGGUUUUAGACGAAGUUUAAGUACCACCUCUGCAUCUUCACAGAAGGAGAUAAGCAGGAGAAACUCCUUUGUCAAAUCUAAAAGCUCGGCACUGCGGCGUAGUUGGAGCAAUACCACUACGACUAACACAGAGGGACCUGUGAAACUACAUGAGGGUUCUCAGGUCCUGCUAACCAGCUCUAAUGAGAUGGGCACAAUUAGAUACAUUGGCCCUACUGACUUUGCACCAGGGAUAUGGCUUGGACUUGAACUCAGAAGUGCAAAGGGAAAGAAUGAUGGAUCUGUGGGUGACAAGCGCUACUUCACCUGUAAGACAAACCAUGGAGUCUUAGUUCGGCCUAGUAGAGUAACCUAUCGGGGGAUUAAUGGAGCAAAACUUGUGGAUGACAGUUGUUGAACCAAAAUGUUUACUUGCAACCUGUGCAUUAAGUACCAGUGCAGUGAUAAGCGUUAAACAAACAAUAACCCCAUCACCUGCAUGGAAUAUUGACUUUUUAAUCUAAGCUAUUUAAUCUGUUUUUUUUUCUUUGAUAAUACAACAUCUUUUCAGGCUCUAACCACCUCAGAGUCAUGUGAAGGAGUGGAAAUCUUAUAUACCCCUCUUCUGUUUUGACACAGUCCCGGCUUGGCAGUUUCUUGUAAAGCAUUCUGGUUUUGAGACUGUGUUAUUUGAAUAAUGUCCAACUCAGGGCAUGUGUGAGCACAUUCUUUUAAGUUGCUUUGUGAUUCAAAGUAUUUGGAAGGUUUUUUCCAUGUACUAAUGAACUGAUACAUCAUUCUUGUCUUUUCAUAACAGAGGAGAUUGUUAAAUGAGUCACAUUAGUCUAUGCAGUAUUGAUCCCAGGAUGAAUGGCAGGAUAUAUCAUUAAUUGGGCCAGCUUCUGUUGGUGACAGAAACAAGCUUUUGAAUAUGUAGAGCUCUUUUUAUCAUCUUUCCAGACCUAAAGAAGAGCUCUAUAUAGCUUGAGUCUCACCAACAGAAGUUGGUCCAGUGAAAGAUAAUCUCCCCUCCCCCUUCUUUCUCACAUUAGUCUGUUUACUAGAUACUUUGUCUGUUUCCCUGUGUGCAAAUAGUAAUUUCUCCAGCUUAUUACUGUUUUCAAAUCAGUUGUGAAACAAUUAAGUAUUUUAUCAUUCAGAAAGAUAGUCAUCCCAAAGAAACACAUGGGGCCAAUGGAAAAAGAUAAUUGGAAGAAUUUGCUGCUAAAGUCCUAUGCCAGUGACCAGCAUGAAUGAAACACAAAAAAGACUUAAAGCACAAAUAUGGUAUUUCUGGUUUGCACUUUUCUCUGUGGAAUUUGUAAAAAGACAGCAGCAUGCAAGAUGCACUUUUCAAAAUACAAUGCACUUUCAUGUCUCUGAGGAACUUUCCCUCACUGUUUGAAUAAGUUCUUUUGCUGCAGGGUACAAGCAUCAAUGCAUAUAGAACUAAGGUGGCACCCUACAUAGUACUUGCAUUACAAAUAUCUAAGUCCUUAUUAUGUAUUGUCUGCAGGAGGUACUGUGCAGUAUUUAUCUAAAGCAAAAUUUCAGGUUUUACUUUGACUAAAUAUAUACAAUGCAAACAUU